Molecule: messenger RNA, 3428 nt
Organism: Rhinichthys klamathensis goyatoka
Lineage: Eukaryota; Metazoa; Chordata; Actinopteri; Cypriniformes; Leuciscidae
Gene: rin2a
Product: Ras and Rab interactor 2a
Exons: 12
Coding region: 260-3088 (942 amino acids)
Biological process (GO): signal transduction; vesicle-mediated transport
Cellular component (GO): endocytic vesicle; cytosol
Molecular function (GO): guanyl-nucleotide exchange factor activity; small GTPase binding
Source: RefSeq, a predicted model, not a curated record
UCCUGGAGUUUGUUUUUGCCGGGAGAGGUCGCAUGCUUUAACACAGCUAUGAGUUAGAAGAGUCUUUCUUGCGAAGUACAAGGACACAACCUUGCAUCGGUCAUGUAGGAACAUCUAAGAACUGUUAACAGCAACUGAGCUUUUGGGGAAACAUCAUCCAGCUCUUAUAAAUGCGUAAAUGUGCUUUUGUUAGCCGGUGUUUUGGUUUCGAGCCGUCGAGAAACCCAGCCCGACACAGAAGAGCUGCAUACACCAAAUCAUGUCUGCAGAGGUGAUGAUGCAGUCCUGCCUCAUGGACCGGAGCAGCAGCUUUUUUAAGCUGAUUGACACAUUCUCCUCGGAGAUCUCAGAGCUAAAGCAGGAGAUGGUUCAGCCAGCCAGAGAGCCGGAGACAGAGAUCUUACAGGGUCUGGAAGGAGAGGUGAGUGGUCUGUUCCUGCAGUCUUCUGCCUGCGCUGGUGCGCCUGGAGUGAGGGACUCUGGGUAUGACUCUCUACGCAGACGCAUGAGCAUCCUAGACAGAUUGAUGCAGACACACUCUGUAUGGUUGCUGCUGUCACUCAGCGAUGAGGAAGCCAGACGCAUUCUGCAGCCGCAGCCGGCAGGGAGUUUUGUGGUGAGGAGGUGUUAUAAAUUGCAGAAAAAGGUGAUUUCCCUGCGGAUGGACAGUGACACGCUGAUUGUUCGGGACUUCCCUGUUAAAGAGAGCCAAUAUACUUUUUCCCUGGAGGGCUCAGGGAUCAGCUUUGCAGACCUCUUUCGACUGGUGGCGUUCUGCUGUAUCAGCAGGGACGUUCUGCCCUUCACCCUGAAGCUCCCUGAGGCCAUCGCAGCUGCAAAGACCCUCACAGAUCUGGAGGAAGUGGCUCAGUUCGGAAGAGGUUUCUGGGACUCUGAACUGUGCAAUAAGAAGUCUUCUGAGUCUGGGGAGACUGUUUGUGACAGUCGAAAUCUAAAACAGUUGGGCAUUAAUUUCUCCCCAAGAGUCCCGGGCAUCCCAUUCACUCGGACCCCUUCUGAACUUGAAUACAGUCAAUCCAACGGAGCGCUGUGCUUCAUCAAUCCCCUCUUCCUGCAGACACACCAAACUAACCCUUCACCCAAAAAGCAAGAAAAAGCCCCGGGUAAUGCAAGUGGCUCUCAGCACCACCACAGUGCUCUGCAUAGAAUAGAUCGCAACAUCUUCUGCCGAACAAGCAGCACACAAAACAAACCACACGCUAGUGUGACUAGAUCCAAGAGUGAGAGAUCCCCACCACCUCGACCCCCACCUCCCUGCUUUGCCUCCGGAAAAUCAGCAGUUCUCCGUAAACAGAAGACCAUGCCUGAGACGGUCUGUUGGAUCAAAACGCCUCAGGAAAAGAGCAGCCUGCUGGGGAGGUUGGGAUCAUCCUUUAGUUCCUUAUCUCCCUCAUCCUCCCCACCCAAAAAGUUCAGUAAGCCCACCCUAGUGCCCUCAUCUCGCAGUAAGAAUUCCUCCGGUCUGCUUGACGCAGACGGCCUCCGCUGCCACAUGGCCCUUGAUGACCAGACCAUUGAGGAAGCCGUGUCUUGGAGCCUGGCCAAGCUUUCUUCAUGCAACUCCACCACCCUAGAGAACUGCAGCCCCGCUGAUGAGCGCUGCUCCACAGGACGAGAGCGUUUGAGCGACCUCAGCAUCUCCACCUCGUCCUCAGAUUCUCUCGACUUCACCCACAGCUUCUCGCUGCCUAUGGAGGCUAGUCCCUCCAGAACUGAACGUCCCACUGGCGACAGCAGCCUGGAGGAGGAAGAAGAGGAAGAAGACGACGGCAUCAACUUGGAGAGCGACCAGGAGGCGCCACCACCCUUCAAGUCAAAAAAGCGGAACGGUGCUGGUACAUUCGUGCUGCCGCGUGCACUGAGAGGACAUUUGCGCAAAAUGAGCGGGGUUCUCAAUUCUCUGAUGACGCCUGAGAGGAGAGCCAUUCGGAAGAUCGUUGAGCAGUCCAGGGAUAAAGGGACUUACUUUGGCUGCCUGGUGCAGGACUAUGUGAGCUUUUUGCAGGAGAAUGGCGGCAGCCACACAUCGGGCUUGGACCUGCUGCAGACUCUCAGGCAGUUCAUGACUCAGAUGAAGUCCUACCUGUUGCAGAGCUCGGAGCUUGACCCACCUAUUGAGUCCCUUAUCCCCGAGGAUCAAAUUGAUCAGGUGAUGGAGAAAGCCAUGCACAAGUGUGUGCUGAAGCCCCUGAAGCCUGUGAUAGAGGCGGCUCUGCAGGACUUCCAGGUGAGCAGCGGGACUUGGCAGCAGCUGAAGGAGAAUCUGGUUUCGGCCAAAGCCAAGCAGCCCCAGGAGAUGGGCGUGGAUGGUGCUCUUCCCCCUGACCACGUGGCCAUAGAGAAGAUUCGCCACAAGUUCCACAACAUGUGCAAGAUGUACUCGCCAGAGAAAAAAGUGUCUCUGCUUCUCAGUGUGUGCAAGCUUAUCUACACCAUAAUGGAGAGCAACUCAGGGAGGAUGUAUGGGGCAGAUGACUUCCUGCCCAUGCUGACAUAUGUGAUGGCCCAGUGUGACAUGCCACAGCUGGAUGCUGAAAUACAGUACAUGAUGGAGUUACUGGACCCAUCACUCCUUCAUGGAGAAGGAGGCUAUUACCUGACCAGUGCAUAUGGGGCAAUGUCUCUCAUCAAGAACUUCCAGGAGGACCAGGCAGCUCGUGUGCUGAGCUCUGAGACCCGGAACACGCUGCACCAGUGGCACCGCAGACGCACAACCCAGCGUUCCACGCCAUCUGUGGAUGAUUUCCAGAACUACUUGCGGGUGGCACUGCAAGAUGCAAGCAAUGGCUGCACAGCCAAAACCCUUCAGGUUCAUCCUUACGCCACAACGGAGGAUGUGUGUCAGAUAUGCGCGGACAAGUUUAAAGUUUCGGACCCGGAGAACUACGCCCUUUUCCUCUUGACAGAUGAAACCACACAGCAGCUGGCCCCGGACACUCAUCCACAGAGGAUCAAGGCCGAACUACAUAGCCGCCCACAGCCACAACUGUUCUUCUUUGUGUACCGCCAGAUCCAAGACCUCACUGUCCCUUCAGACCAGCUCGAUGAAAACACUUUGUCCAACUGAGAGAGCAAACCUGAAUUCAAUCUGGUCCUGUCGAAACUCCUUCUCAGCCCCAUUUAUUCAUCUCCUUCCUUAGGAGCACUGCUAACGUCUCCACUGUUUUGAAAAAAGCUGGAGGGAAGCGGAAAAUGUGCUUAGGGGGAAAUAGGGAAGGAAGGAUGUGUCUGACAGAUGCAGCAUUUUUUAUGCUCUGUCUUCACUAUUUUCAAAACAUUUUGGGAAGUUGCACGCGGCCAUCACGAGAGAAUAGCUGUAUCCAAACUGCAAAUGUUACAUUAUGCCUGUUUAUUUCUUCAUGAAUGCCCAAACAUACACAUUGUAAGCUUUACACAUUCCACAUUGA